Equus caballus (horse) is the source of this 930-nucleotide messenger RNA. It is a transcript of the gene OR5K24, whose product is annotated as olfactory receptor family 5 subfamily K member 24. Gene Ontology annotation, molecular function: G protein-coupled receptor activity; odorant binding; olfactory receptor activity. NCBI's taxonomy places the organism in Eukaryota, Metazoa, Chordata, Mammalia, Perissodactyla, Equidae. Gene Ontology annotation, cellular component: membrane. Gene Ontology annotation, biological process: G protein-coupled receptor signaling pathway. The record is from RefSeq and is a predicted model, not a curated record.
AUGACUGAGGAAAAUCACUCCUUGACAACUGAGUUUAUCCUCACAGGAUUUGCAGAUCACCCAGAGCUGAAGACCCUUUUAUUCCUGGUGUUCUUGGCCAUCUAUCUGAUCACCAUGGUGGGGAAUCUUGGUUUGGUGGCACUGAUUUUUAAGGAGCGGCGUCUUCACACACCGAUGUACAUCUUUCUGGGCAACCUGGCUCUGAUGGAUUCCUGUUGUUCCUGUGCCAUUACCCCCAAGAUGUUAGAGAACUUCUUUUCUGAGGACAGAAUGAUUUCCCUCAAUGAAUGCAUGGCACAAUUUUACUUUCUCUGCCUUGCAGAAACUGCAAAUUGCUUUCUCCUGGCAGCAAUGGCCUAUGAUCGCUAUGUGGCCAUAUGCAGCCCACUGCAGUACCACACCAUGAUGUCGAGGAAACUCUGCAUUCAGAUGACCACAGGGGCCUACAUCGCUGGAAACCUGCAUUCCAUGAUCCAUGUAGGGCUUCUGUUUAGGUUAACUUUCUGUGGGUCUCACCAAAUCAAUCACUUUUUCUGUGAUGUUCUUCCAUUAUACAGACUUGCUUGUGUUGACCCUUAUGUCAAUGAAUUGAUGAUAUUUAUCUUUUCAGGGUCAUUUCAAGUCUUUACAAUUACCAUAGUCCUAAUCUCUUAUUUCUGUAUCCUUUUCACAAUUUUCAAAAUGAAAUCCAAAGAGGGAAGAGGCAAAGCCUUAUCUACGUGUGCAUCCCACUUUCUGUCUGUCUCAAUAUUCUAUGGUUCUCUUCUUUCCAUGUACAUUCAACCAAAUUCAGUUAAAGAAGGGGAUAAAGAUAUACUCAUUGCAAUUUUUUACACAAUAGUGAUUCCUUUAUUAAAUCCUUUUAUUUAUAGUCUAAGAAAUAAGGAAGUAAUAAAUGUUAUGAAAAAAGUUAUGAAGAUAGCUUCAUAA